This is a messenger RNA of Olea europaea var. sylvestris, 931 nucleotides long. RefSeq lists its product as uncharacterized. The transcript is spliced from 7 exons. The record is from RefSeq and is a predicted model, not a curated record. NCBI's taxonomy places the organism in Eukaryota, Viridiplantae, Streptophyta, Magnoliopsida, Lamiales, Oleaceae. The coding region runs from base 1 to 720 and encodes 239 amino acids.
AUGGAGCGUCAAGAAGGAAGAGAACAGCCCUUUUCAAUUAUCCAUCAUUUGCAAGAUCCUAAUCCCAAUCAGGAGUUGUGCCCAUCGACUGAAGAAUUCUCAGCUAGCAAAGAUCUGAACUUCAGGCCUCAAGCAGCUCGAGUACCUUACAACAACAAUAUGCUGUUGCGUAUGGAUCAAUUCGCCAGAAAUACAUACAACACUAAUGAGACGCUCAACAAAUAUCAUCUCCCCUUGUCGACUUUGCCUCCCGAGUUUCGUUUGCAAUCAUCUUCUCGAUUUGCAGGGAAGCAUUCGCAUCAACAAGUCACUAUGCCAUUUGGGGACUUAGUUGAUCUACCAAUAGUGGAGGCUAACACUCACCAAACCCAAUGGUCAUAUUCCACAGAUGCAUAUGAAAUUUCAAACCCACUGAGGUCACUGGGUAUUCAAGGCCAUCAAAAUCUUGCAAGUGGAUCAAGCGGCUUUAAUCACGAUGGUGGAAGUUCUUUCUCUCAUUACCCUCUUAUGUCACGACAAAAGAGGAAAACAAUUUGGCAAGACGACAAUGCUCCUCAUCGCUCAAGCUAUCACCUUGCACAAGUUGGAAAUGAACAAGGUCAUAGAUAUUCGCUGUAUGAUCCAAAGUAUGAAACAAUUGGUCUGCAUGUCGAUCCACAUUUAAGAAUGUAUGCCUUUUCCAACAGAAAUACAGGAAAUGAUAAAGGUAAUGGUAAUUAAUAACGGGGAAAGAAUCGACAAUUAUGGGGAGUCAUGGAUCUUCGGUUAAAAGAAGAAGAAAGCCAAGUAAUAGUGUUCUUAAGUUUCAGAAUAGAAGUUGUUAGUUUGGUUUCUUAGUUGCAUGUUUAUUGAAUUUUCUAUUAGUUUCGUUGGGGUUUUACUGAAUUUAAGGCAUGGAUAUAUGAUUUGUAGUUAAAGCAUGUUUUUUAAA